AUGCCUGAUUUUAAGAAAGUCAUCUCUGGCGUGUCACUGACUCGGGCAGCGUCCCAGAGCGAGUCAAGUCAUGAGGUCCAAGAGCAGAUAGAUACCCUGCGUCUGUGGCUGGACAAGAUCAAGGUUUCAGCAAUCACACAAGACAAGGUAGAAACCAAUAUCAUUGAGAGAAAGAGGCUGUUUCUUCUGAAAAGAGAGAUCGAUCACAGCAUCGACCUCGUGUCCAAACUUUGUCUCCUCUCAGGUCGUUCUACAACUGUCCAAAGUUCCUUACGAAACGUACACAGAAUCGUCCACAAAGUUGCCCGUCAACUCAAAGUGUCGCAGCACCUCCCACCGCCAGUCUACUCGAAAGGAAAGUUCAUCCAGCCAGGAAAACUUAGGCGCUUCCUCAGUCUGGUUUACAGACGCUGUAGUCGAAUAGCGGCAUUUCAGACUGGAGAAGAAUCGGAGUCCAAUAACCACGAAAAGUUGCUAGCAAUUAUCCGUGAGAGAAAAACACCAGAGAAACCAAACCGAAAGUUUUUAUACAGACACAGGGAUAUAUUAGCCAGGCUUAAGGACAGACGGGGGAGUCGGAUCCACACUAAAAGUCUCCGUCGUGUCUGUCAAAUGUCCGAAGUACCGGAAGAAGAUCUGAUUGGACAGGGUGGACGGUCAACAACUGACCUUUCCGAAACGUGCCCAUCAACCUUCUCCUUCGAACGGCGUGAUUCUAUUGAGCUUGUUCUUUCAGGACAGCGUUCGUCGCAAGAGCUUUUGGCUGUAAAGGAGUCCUGUAGUGAGAGCGAUUCAGCUGAAGAAGUCGUAUUCAAAGUAGAAACUGUCCCAGACACAUUAUCAGAUGGUAACACUGCUGAUGAACCAUUUGGACCUGACCCAGGACCAGUGAGGUCACCCAGGGCAACCCUCCCACCAUUACAGAUUUCUCCAAGGUCCACCAGGUCAUCUGUGUCAGGACACCUAGGACCUGGAUCUCCUGAAGCUGAUGCCCUACCAGCGCUCCGUGUGUCUCCCGUUCUACCUUCGCUGUCACCAAGGUCGACCGGUAAACUAAUCAAUGUCAAAACCCUGUCAACCAGCCCAACACCUGGAAGCUCUGAAGCUGAUACAGAACCAGUUAGAUCUCCUGUAAGGGUCACCUCUUCCCAUGAUCUUCCUGCUGACAAAACUGAAUGUGGAAACGAUACAACGAAAGAAAUGAUAUCACAUUUGGAGAUUACCAAGGCCAAUACAACCGAAGAAGUUUCUUCUGAAACUAGUCCUUUGAGGGUCAGAUCUCCUAGAAGAUCGAGUCUACCGCCACUAAAGAUUUCUCCACGGUCGACAGGAAAACCAAGCAUACCUGCUGUUAAUGAAGUAGAAACGGACAUGACCUCAAAGCUUGAGACCAGCAUCGGUCUGGGAGCCCUGUAUGCCCUGCCGCCAAUCAAGAUGUCCAAGUCAUCUACCAAUGAUGGCAACGAUACUACGAGCAACUCGGUCAACACAGAUGCUCAAUCAGAAGAUGGGCAAGAGAGUGCCGUCGAUGGAUCCGUUGCUGCGUCUUCCUCUGCUGACACUGCAUCUCUGAUGUCGCCUGGUCACUCUUCCGUGCCAAUGCUUGCCAGCAGAAUGAACACGCCAAAGAAAUCCGUUUUCGUCCGUGCCUGGCGUCGCCUUAGAGGCAUGUUCUGCAUCAAGAAGGUGGCACCAUUAUAGACCAGUGCGGUGAAUGACUAAUAUAUCCCAUGGGAUCAUAAGAAGGAGGACAACGUAUGGAUGAGCGAACAGAAAGAUCAUUUGGCGCCAUGCAUAAGGAAUUUAUCUGUGAGCAAAACAUCCAUGCGUAUGAGCUGUAGGCAAUCGUUUGAUAUGGCACUUAUCGAAAAGUAAAGUGUGUGCGUGCGGCAUGCGCGCGCGUGUGUGUUUUGUUUUGCAUUGGGAGUAGUUGCAUACUGAUGAUGAGCAAGUGAACAAGUUGCACUUCUUUUCAGUCUAGCAUUUGCCUGUGUGUUGUAUUCACAUAGACAUGUUCCUUCUGUUCAGUCAUAUGGUUCAAAAUACUGCCAUGAAGACUGCAAAAGUACAUGUAUGUAUGGCUAAUUCAUCUUUUGUAUGUACCUCCAAAUAUGUGAUUUCGUUCGUGAUAUGGUGAUGUGUUCACAACCUUGUGUCUGGUAUGCAUCUAUACCUACAACCAUGUUCGUGGUAAAUUUACAGUACACGAAUAUUUUCUCUUUUCCUACAAGCACAUGUGUACUUUCACUUUGCCUGCAAACAUGUUCAUGGUUUCAUUUUGCAUACAAACACGUGUGUGCUUUUUCUUUUCCUUCAAGCACACGUAUUCUUCUCUUGUCUUACAAGCACACGUCUGCGUUCUCUUUUCCUACAAGCACGCGUGUGCUUUUUCUUUUCCUUCAAGCACACGUAUUCUUCUCUUGUCUUACAAGCACACGUCUGCGUUCUCUUUUCCUACAAGCACGCGUG
Molecule: messenger RNA, 2469 nt
Organism: Haliotis rubra (blacklip abalone)
Lineage: Eukaryota; Metazoa; Mollusca; Gastropoda; Lepetellida; Haliotidae
Exons: 3
Coding region: 1-1701 (566 amino acids)
Source: RefSeq, a predicted model, not a curated record